GCUGUCUGUUUGGCAGUGGAAUGUCGCCCCGGAAUGUAAUAUGCGCAGGCCCAGGGCCUAUGCCGAGUGGGCCCACCAUAAUCAUCUUCAUCAUCAAUUAGAGCAAGAGCAAGUCGGCAAGCAGCAGCAGCCGUCGCAGCAGCCGUAGCAGCAGCAUCACCAGCAGUGGCACUGGCAGCCGAAGACGUAACGAUAUAAAUACACUGGUGCAACGUUAUCAAACACGCGACUAACUAUGCAGCACUAAAAGCAGAAAGCGAUAACGAGCGAGAGAGAGAGAGAGAGAGAGAGAGAGAGAGAGAGAGAGAGAGAGAGAGAGAGAGUGGAAGAGAGAGGGAGGUGUGAGAGUGAAGAAAACGUAAUUCAAAAGAUUGGCAAUGCCAUCCGGUAUGAAAGUGAAAGCAUCAGCUGAGACGAUGCCAACGAGUUGAGAAUCGCAGAGAGGAGAGCAACAGCAAACAGUUAACUGCCGCCAAUAUGACGAGUCUUGGCCAUCUGGGCGUCUGUUACAGCCUAUUGCUGCUGUUAGUGCUAAGCGCCCAGCUAACUGUAGUACGAUGUAAGCGCAAGGAAAUGCUCGCUGGCCGCUUAGAGAAUGUUACGCAGACGAUCUCAAAAAUAUUGCAAGGAUACGAUAUACGGCUGCGUCCCAAUUUCGGGGGCGAGCCACUGCACGUGGGCAUGGAUUUGACUAUAGCCAGCUUUGAUGCGAUCUCCGAAGUUAAUAUGGAUUAUACUAUAACAAUGUACUUGAAUCAGUAUUGGCGCGACGAGCGCCUGGCUUUCAACAUCUACGGCCCGUACUACGAUUCCGAUGCCGACGACGAUGGGGUCAAUGAUGUGCUGACGCUAUCUGGCGACUUUGCCGAGAAGAUCUGGGUGCCAGACACAUUCUUUGCCAACGACAAGAACAGCUUUCUGCAUGACGUCACCGAGCGCAAUAAGCUGGUGCGUCUUGGUGGCGAUGGCGCCGUUACCUACGGCAUGCGCUUCACCACUACACUCGCCUGCAUGAUGGAUUUGCACUACUACCCACUGGACUCACAGAACUGCACCGUGGAAAUCGAGAGCUAUGGUUACACGGUCAGCGAUGUGGUCAUGUACUGGAAGCCAACGCCGGUACGCGGCGUCGAGGACGCCGAACUGCCACAGUUUACGAUCAUUGGAUAUGAGACCAAUGACAGGAAGGAGCGCCUGGCCACUGGCGUCUAUCAGCGGCUGUCGCUCUCCUUCAAGUUGCAGCGCAACAUCGGAUACUUUGUGUUCCAGACGUAUUUGCCCAGCAUACUGAUCGUGAUGCUAUCCUGGGUAUCAUUUUGGAUUAACCACGAGGCGACGAGCGCUCGGGUGGCGCUCGGCAUCACCACCGUGCUGACGAUGACGACGAUCAGCACCGGUGUACGGAGCUCGCUGCCCCGCAUCUCCUACGUGAAAGCCAUCGAUAUCUAUUUGGUGAUGUGUUUUGUGUUCGUGUUUGCGGCACUGCUCGAAUACGCCGCAGUCAAUUAUACGUACUGGGGCAAGCGGGCCAAGAAGAAGAUUAAAAAGCUGAAGGAUUGUGAUCGACAUAAAAUAGGUAAAUUGGAGAAAUCCGAAACGUGUUCAACCACAGAAGACAUUAUUGAGCUGCAGGACGUACGCAUGAGUCCUAUACCUUCGUUGCGCAAAGGUAACUACAAUGUAACCCUCGGCUCCAUCGGCACCGAGACCAUGGACUUGGCCAAGUUUCCGCCAAGUUUUCGCAUAACACGCAACUAUGGAACAGGUCGCAGCCAGCUAAGACAUCGCGGCCAAAGAGCAGGCAUCUCAGCGCGUCCACGCAUGAUGCACGCCAUUAAGAAGAGCGCCUCGGCCAUUAGGGCGACAAUACCGAAAAUCAAAGAUGUUAACAUUAUCGACAAGUACUCCCGCUUGAUAUUCCCGAUUAGCUUUUGUGCUUUCAAUCUCGGCUACUGGAUCUUCUACAUAUUAGAAUAAUUAGUUGCGGCUAAAAGUGUUAGUAACGUGUACUUACCCAAGUAUCAUUGCCCCUUCCACG
Drosophila mojavensis is the source of this 2038-nucleotide messenger RNA. It is a transcript of the gene Lcch3, whose product is annotated as gamma-aminobutyric acid receptor subunit beta-like. Bases 478 to 1977 code for a protein of 499 amino acids. Gene Ontology annotation, molecular function: neurotransmitter receptor activity; extracellular ligand-gated monoatomic ion channel activity; GABA-A receptor activity. Gene Ontology annotation, cellular component: neuron projection; synapse; GABA-A receptor complex. The transcript has 8 exons. Gene Ontology annotation, biological process: chemical synaptic transmission; monoatomic ion transmembrane transport; nervous system process. Lineage: Eukaryota; Metazoa; Arthropoda; Insecta; Diptera; Drosophilidae. The record is from RefSeq and is a predicted model, not a curated record.